Cladocopium goreaui is the source of this 9967-nucleotide messenger RNA. The record is from the annotation of a GenBank genome assembly. Lineage: Eukaryota; Dinophyceae; Suessiales; Symbiodiniaceae.
AUGGCGAGCUUUCCUCGGGCAGGACUACGAGACGCUGUCUUUCACCUGGAGAGGAAGGGUGUUUCAGAACGUCCUGGAGGUCGGAACGCCGUGUGGCCAUCGGCUCAACCGGGGCUCACCGGGAAGGCGGUGAACCUUUCCGCUAAGCUAAAGGCCUGGGCGGACAAUGCGGAUCUUAGGUUUGAGGCGGCCUUUUGGCUGGCCAGCCGAGGCUCCUAUGGUCACGGCACAGGCACCGCAGAACUGUCAACGGAGGUUCAUAAACCCUGGAGCUCGUUGCCAGUGACGCUGAGACUUUGGUUCGGAGACCUGGGAGAGACCUGGGAGGGAUCUGUGAAGGGUCAGCAGCUCGCUGCUGAUGAACUGGGGGACGAGGAACUCUCCGGAGAUGAGGACACGGAUGCAGAUGCCUCCAGCUUCAACUUGGCCGAGUUGGGCAACAUGGAGGUCCGGAGAGGUGCUGGGGAACUUUCCGCUGACCGUGACACCAGGAUUGGAUCCGAGAUGGAGGAUAUGGUGGGCGCCACCACUUGGUCCUUUGUGAAUUUGGGCGCUGAGAAAAGUCUGGAGAUCAUGCGCCAAGGCUCCGAACUCAGCACGCUGAGUGCGGGCACCGCCGGUCCUGGUGCUCGGAGGUCGUACCGAACGGCCACGGCGGUGGUUGGUUCGCAACACGGAAAGGUGACGGAGUGGAGUAGUUUAGCCUUGGCCGGAAGAAGUUUCAUGGGUUUCUUUCGCAAUGCCAGCAGCGAAUCUCCUGGACGUCUGAAGAUCUUCGCGCUGGAACCGGCCCAGGUGACCAUAAGCACCAUGAAAACUUCCGAGGAGAAGGGUGAAGUCUUAGGACGCGAAGAAAUCCAGACCUUUAGCUCCGAAGAGAAUGAUGUGCUGCAACUGACCUCCACAGGGGAUGUGGUGGUGCAGUCCAUGGAGGAAUCCUGGGACUUCCUGCAACUUGCACCGGUGGAUGAGGGUAGGGUUCUGUCUGGCAUUGGUUUGGAGGUGACAUCACUAUCCCCCACCACCUUGAGCAUGGGUGAAAAGGCCUGGGUUCACGCACUGCCUGACUGCGAUUUCCACUCGUCCUCCAGUGUGAUUGAAGUCUGUUCAGGUUUGGGUGGAUUUUCCAAGGAAGCUGCAAGGUUAGGGUUGAAAGUCCUGUGUGGGGUUGAUUGGAACAAAGCUUGGUCGCCCCUGUUCUCUGCACUGCAUGAUGGAGCGUCCUUGGUGGUUGGGGAUCUGUCUGACUUGCAUGUUGCGUCUAGCCUUGCAGCCAAAGGGGGUUUUUAUGCAACUUUGCUUUCAGGGAUAGCAUGUCAGCCACACUCCAAGCUUGGAGACAAAGGCGGGAUGUCAGACUGCCGUGCAGAGUCAUUGCCCAAGACUUUGAACUUGGCCUGGAAUUUGCAGUGUCCAAUUGUGGUGUUGGAAUGUGUCCCAGAGAUUCAAGGUGACUCCGAGGUUCAGCAGUUGCUUAGACAAUUUGCCCUUGCCACUGGAUACCGGAUAUCCCAACAAGUUCUCAGCCUUCAGAAUGGGUGGUGCAACCGUAGGUCACGUUGGUUUUGUGUGCUCACUGCACCCCUGCUUGGUCUUUGCGAGUUGAAGGACUUCCCAGUGUUUGAUCAGUUUCGUCGAGUGCAAGAUGUCAUGCCAGGUAUCCGUCAUUGGCCUGAAGUAGAUCAUGCUCAAAUUGACCUCAACUUGUAUGAGCUUUCCAAGUUUUAUGCAUAUGCUUCUGGGGGGAUUGAAAACUUGUUUUUGCGCCUUGGAGAAGCAUGUCCGACUUUGCUUCACUCAGCAGGAAACCAGCUCUAUGCCUGUGCUUGCGGUUGUAGGGGAGCCUUGUCUGAACAGCGCAUCAGCUCACGUGGUCUCUUUGGAGUGCUUGUCCCACUUGCAACUUCGCAGGUACACAUGCAAAGGGUCAUGCAGCAUUGUCGCUACCUGCACCCGCAGGAGAUGUGGGCAUUGCUUGGGGGAAUCCCAGGCAUUGAUGUUGGUCUCAACCUCCGAUUGGCCAUGGCAGGCAUAGGACAGGCAGUGUCGCCUAUGAUUGGUCUAUGGGUCUUGUCUCAGGUCAAACGACAUGUGGAUGUUUUCUAUGGUCUUGCACAACCCUGUCAGCCAGAUCAAGUCCUUGACGCAUACAUGAAGGAGCUGAUUGUCACAUGCCGGAAUUGGUGGCCAGAACCGAUUCCUCCCACUGUCCCAGCCACAGCCGAGCCAGAAGAUCCCAUUGAAGACAUUCGUCCGUCAAUCCGAGUCCAAGUCCGUUGGUUGUCCGACAUGUCUGUCCCUGUGUCCGUUGCCUGCCCAGAAGGAACCACAGGUCAUGAACUUUUGGAAGCUGAACAGAUCCUCACAGGUACAGCAGCUGAGUUGAUGCUGUGGCAAAAUGCAAAGGCAUUGGACUUAAGCCAGCCUCUGUCAGAUGGUGUUGAGAUUGGAGUCGCUCCACUUGGGUUUGAAGCGCCGUGCAGUUCCAGUCUUGCUGUGCCAUGUUGUCUGUCCCCUAGUGAUGUUUUGGCCGAGUGUCAUGAGCAGCCAGGACCAGUUUGGGGAGAUGAUGAGCUUUUGGUAGGCCUCCAGGGUAUCGCACAACAUACAGAUCAGGUGUUUGAAACCUUGGCUACCAAGGUUGAGUUGGAAUGCAUUGCCAAGCAGCUGCGGCAGGAUUUUGCGUCUGGUCUGUCUGAAAUGUGUUUCCGUCCUCAGUUGGCAGCCCUUGGACUUUCCGUGGUUGACCAACUUGCUGCGUUGCUCAGUGAACAUGGGGUUGAGGCAGGGGAGUCAAUUGCACGUGCAAAAGAUGUGAUUCAACACUUGGGGGAUUCGCAUGUCAGCAAGGCCUUGCAGGCAAACAAUGCAUGGAGGGAACUCAAAUGGCUGGCCAAUCAGAUGAGACCACCGCUGGUGUUGAUCAAGCCAUCCGAACUCCAGCGGGCUAUUGAAAAACGAGGCGGGACCUACCAAGUAGGCAAUAAGCGCCACAAAAGAGCCAAGGGACAGGGGAAGGGGAAGCAUUUGCCCAGCCUAGAUGCUACCAUGUUGCGCUUAGAGCCUGGCCUUUUCCAGGAUCAGCAAGAUCAAGACUUGAGCCAAGUCGCAGUCGCCAGCAUUGGUCCACAGGUUUCAGGUGUAGUGGUGCUCAACCAAGUCAUGGCGGAGCCCUACUUGAAAGCCAACAGAUGUAUGUCUGCAGGUGCCUUGGGUCUUUUUGUUGUCGAUGCCACCGUCCCAUCCGCCACCACGUUGCCUGUGUCACCAGCCCGUGUCCCUUUGAUGUGCACAGCCAAUUCCGAGCCGUUGCUAGUUGAUGGACUUCUGUAUCAGUUGGGUGCACAACAUGUGAAGCGCUCUAUGCCAAGGGCAGGAUGUACAGUGCAAGCAGUAGCAACAUGUGUCGUAAAAGCAUUGGUUUUUCGUGACAUGACUGAUGAGAGUUGGCAGCAGGUCUGUGCACACCCUUUGAGGCAUAUCUUCAGCAAGGUCAGCCCUUUGCUACCAUGUGAAGAUGAUGAGUGCCCGGGUUGCGAAGCAUGGCACCAAACUAUGCAGUAUCCAGUUGUCUCGCCUGUCUUGGAAGCAUGGGGAAAACAAUGGAUGAAGCUCAAUUACCAGUAUUGCCCUUCUGACCAGGCCGAUGUUUUUGGGGUUCAUCUGCGAUUGCCUGAGGUGCUGCAAUGUCAGGUCCAAGCCUUCAGUGGUUUUCAGGGUGUCUUUCUGGAGCCUCGGUCAUUGGACGGCAAGAAGCCUUCCGAUCAGUUUCAGGUGAUUUGGAUGGCUAAGACCGACAUCUCUCAGCUCAUGAUGCAGCGCCAGUCCAUUCCAGCAAUUUGCGGACUUGCCAGGAUGGGUUCGAAAUUGGGAUUGCGUUGUCAGAUUUCUAAUGCAGCCGAAGUGUAUGCCAAGGUCAAGCCAGGCCAGACCUACCUGCCUUCUGGUGACAAGCAUUCGUACCUAGUGGGGCCUUUCCCUUUUGGAACUUUGAAGUCAUCAGUCGCCCAUGCUUUCGCACAGAGCGGAUGGGUGGCCAGGCCUGUCCAGCCAGUUGGAACACAUGAUCACUUGCAAGGGUUGAUGUACAGGGUUCACGCAGUGUCAGCACCUCCUUCGAAAGUGCUGCACAUGACACAUGGUGAUGUUGUGGUGACACAAGAGGGGCUUCCUCCCAACAAUGCGCCACUGGUUCCUAAAGUGCUUGCAUCACCGGCCACUGUAGCUAUGGUCACCAAGGACCAAGAGGUUGAUCAUUUGCAGCUUCAUGACCCAUGGGCACCAGCAAUCAAAGGACACAAAGCAGGUCCAGUGCCAAUUCAGAUAGGCAACCCUAUCGAAGAUAUGGAGCAGCGGGUGGUAGCAGCAGUGUUGGCUAAGAUGCCUGUCAAGGGUAUGGAGGUGGAUCAGGAUGACAGCCAGCCCGACCGGGUUAGCAAGUUGGAACAGCAAAUGCAGGAAGUUCAGACACAGCUUCAGCAGCAGCAUUCGCAGUUUGAUGCCGCCAUCCAAGCACAGGUAGCAACACAGAUGUGCAGGGACACGCUGCUCUCUCAGCCAAAUGAGGACGUCCCGCGGAUGGCAUCUUGGGUUUCACAUCUUUUUGGCCAUUUUGGCGUUUUUGCAAUUUUGGAGCUUCUCUGUCUUUGCGAUGCAGUGCCGAAUGCUGGGGGUUGCCCAGAGGGUGAUGCUGGUAGGGAUGGUAGAGCUUGGACUUUGCGCAUGGAGCAUGACAAGAAUGGGCUCAGCUACAAGGCUUGGUUCUACAGUGAGAGCGCCACACAGGGCCUAGGAAGUUUGAUGGGAGCUGGUUUGGAUUGCAUAGCAGGGGCAGUUCAGCAAGUCUCUAACAUCAAGUGUGCCUUGCGUAGUGGACUUACUCACAAUGUAGGAGCACAGACACAGUCGGAAUUGCCUCAACAUGUUCACCAGGUUGGAUGUGGUUUGGUAUCACAGGGUGCACUGUGUCUUUGGGUCGGGUAUCUGGUUUGUCCCUUGUCGCAAGUGUUGGUGAGCCACGUUGGACUUCCCUUUUGGCUCUUGGCCUUCUGGAUUGCCGGCCACGCAUUGCAGAUGUUAGGUUUGGUAAUCACCCUGGGGACACUUCAGAGACCGUUCCGGGGUCAGCUUCUCAGUGGCUUAGCAGAAUGGGAAGGAGCACCAGUGCACAAGUGCCAUGCGGAUGCCCAUACAAAGGGCUUUUCAUUUUUUGGCCAUUUUGGCCACCUUUCAGUUUUGGACUCCAAUUGCUUGCACCUUGGUCAGCAGCGACCUAGCCAUGAGAAGGGGAAUGCUAAGUUGGAUGCUAGGCGGUUGCAAGCGCUCACACAGCUUUUGAAGAAAGGCCUUGCUUCGGAUAAUGCCAUCACCAAUGCCCAGGAGACAUGGCGGGCAAUCAGGGGUGCAGCGGGCUUUCCGGGGGGGUUUGUACACUGGUGGGCUCAGCAUGGACUUGGAUUUACGCUGGCCUCACCGUUGCAGUUGCCCUAUUUUUUGCCGGCGCUGGAGGUGGUUGAGUCUCUGUUUGAGGGUUUCCACAGUUUUGUCAAAGCCUAUGAAGGGCGCCUUGCCCAACGAAGGUACCAGUAUGGUACUGAGCGCCGCAGAGAAGAUAUGAAUCUGGUUUUUCAAGACUGCAAAGCAGAGCCACCCCCAGUAGUUGACACACUCCUGGACAGGGUUGAGGUUGCGGUUGAAGAGGUGAGACCAGAGGAUAGCUCGGUAGUUUUGGUGCGCCCAGUUGAGUUGUUGCAUGGACUUCCCGUAGUGAUUCAUGGACAUGCUCAUGAGGUGUUGGUACACGAGCAUGAUCAGGUGUGGCUGUCUUCAGUGGAAGGGCUGGCUCCAGGACAUGUUUUAACUCAGGAAAGGGUUGUCAUGACGGAUGCUGCAGUUUUGGAUCGCUUCCGACAGACCUGGGGACCGGAUGGAGUUUCCCAGCCGGAUUUGGCUGCACUGCCCCCGACAGCUCAACAAGCAAUGGUCAAGCUUUUCAAUGCGGUGGAGCAAGGUAUGCCAUGGCCUGCACAGGUGGCCUCAGGGUUUGUAGCCAGCUUAGCAAAGAAUCCAGGAGCUCAAUCGGUAGAUGAAUAUAGGCCUGUCACAGUCUAUAGUCUCUUGUACAGAGUUUGGUCGUCUGCCAGGGCCAAAGAAGCACUGCGAGUUUUGGCUGAAAUCGUCCCACAGAGCGUCCAGGGUGGCCUCCCAGCAAGGCAAGCUAGGGCAGUUUGGUAUACCACGGCACAAGUUUUGGAAUCAGCCUUGGUAGAUGCGGUUCCUUUGCAUGGCAUCCUGAUGGACAUCAGACGGUGCUUCAAUGCCAUACCUAGGUAUCCACUUUGGUUUGCGUUGCGGGUGCUUGGAUUUCCCACGGGGGUCUUGCGUGCUUGGGUUGCGUUUGUGUCCGGUCAGACCAGAAGAUUCAAGGUGCGUCUCUCUACGGGGGAGCCAGUCUUUUCUGUGUGUGGACUACCAGAGGGUUGUGCGCUGUCUGUUUUUGGAAUGGUCAUCAUCGAUUGGAUUUUGGAUCUUUGGCUGAAUGCAACACAGCCAGGCAUUGGACUUCAUGCAUUCAUCGAUGAUUGGGGGGUUUUGUUCUCAUCACAUGACCAAUUCCAAGCAGUAUGGCAGGCAGUCUUGGAUUUUACUUCUGCCCUUGACCUUGAACUGGACUUUCGUAAAACCAAGGUUUGGAGUACCCAAUCAUUGGCGCGGCACACCUUCCGCCAGAGGAGUCUCCAGGUCACACUCGCAGCUAGGAACUUGGGUGCCCACCAAAACUUUUCCAAGCAUUCCUGGAAUUCCACCCUUCAGGCAAGACUCCGCACUAUGCCAGACAUAUGGACAAGGCUUCGAGCAAGCCUCUCACCAUACAGAACCAAACUGCAAGCAGUCAGAAUGCUCGCUUGGCCCAGAGCAUUGCAUGGAAUCUCCGUGGUUCAUUUGGGUCACUCACACUUCAAGACCCUGAGGGCAGGGGUCAUGAAAGCCCUCAAUGCUAACCGUAAAGGGGCAAACCCGAUGCUCCACAUGGCCAGUAAUUCGCUGGAAACAGACCCUGAAGCCUGGUCUAUUCUUCAGACGUUGCGAGAUGCCCGGGAGCUAGGUGGUUUUGACAAGGUAGAUGCCAUGCUUUCCGUUUUUGCCUCGGCAGACUUGGACUUACCUGCCAAUGGUCCUACAGCCGUCUUGUUAGCCAGGGUGCGUAGACUUGGUUGGGCGGUUGGUACAAAUGGGUUGGUUCAAGAUCGGUAUGGAGUGUUCAGUGUCAUGCAGGUAGGAUGGGAUGAGUUGUAUCAAAGGGUUGCCAUGUCUUGGGGCCAUGUCAUGGGACAGGAAGUUGCACACAGAGCGUCGUUUCAAGGCAUUGAAAUGGCAGACCCUCAGGCAGUCACCAGUGCACUGGCUCACUUUGGCACAGCAGAUCAGGUCUAUCUCAGGUGUCACUUAGAUGGUACGCUCUACACGCAGAAUGGCCGGGCUCAUUUCAUGUCUGAGGAACCGAAACUGAGGUAUGCAGCAUGGGCAGUCACGGUGGCUCAACUUGGCAGUUUGAACAAUCAGGUCGUCCUAGGGGGUCAUGUGCAGGGCCUCAGUCAAACGCCCUUUCGGGCUGAACUUUCGGCAGUGUUGGCGGCGCUCCUUUGGGCUAAAGAACAGGCACAGAAAGUACGCAUUUGGACCGAUUGCUUGGGCGUCCUGCGUGGAGUGAACAAAGUGAAACGAGGUGUUCCAGUGCGUGUGAACCGUGCGCACUCCGAUCUCUGGUUGCGCAUCCAAGGCUUGUUUGAAGAAGGCCACUUGGACAAUGUUCAGAUGAUGAAGGUUGUCUCUCACUGCAGUAUCGACAAGGCUACAUCACCGGUGGAAGAAUGGGCUUAUUGGCAUAAUGAGCUUACAGACCGAGCAGCGGCCAAGAUCAACGACACCAGGGAACCGGUUUUUUGGGAAACGUGGAAGGGCUUGGCUAGCGCUUUGCAGGUGAACAGACAACUGCACAAUGCGAUCCUUAUGGUUCUACUGAAGACGGGUCGGAAGGCUCACAUGGCAGAACAACAAAAGGGCACGAUGCCUGCACCCAAACCUAGGCCACUACCAGUCGGCUUGGCACAGCAACCUGCAGCACCUGUUUUUUGGACGUUUCCUGAGCGAAUGGUUCGUCGUUAUCGACAACACAAUGUUCAGAUGGUUCAUGACUGGUGGAGCCAAGUUGGCAGUAGAUACAUGGAGGGAGAUGCCCCACUGACGAUGGUCAGCGGAGUCCAGCUGUUUUGGGAUUUUUUCCAGGCCACAGCCUACGAAGGACCGUGGGUGCACCAAAAGAAGUGGUAUCACCAGGCACAACAGGUGCCGGAAGCUGAAAGAAUUGCCCUGUGUGAUGCGGCGAUCUUCGAGCAGCUGGGCCGUCAAGCGGCUUGCUCGGCUGACAUCCAGGAGCUGAGAGACCGCGGAGAGGCGGUGUAUGGCUACUGCCACGAAGUCUGCGCGAUUAUGGCCUUCGAUCGUCAGGCUACAGGGCUGGUGGAGGAGUGUGCAGAUGGCAGCACCAAAAGCUACAACCAACAAGACAUGAUGGAAGAGACCUACUGGAGUGUCACCUCGGGCAAGGCCUGCCGUUGGCAUUCCAGCGACGGCUCCUUGAUUGCCGGUACCUCCCGCGGCGACGCCGAGCACCGAGCGUCCAUCUCCUUCCUGCCCGUGGCGUACUUUCAGGACACCACGCCCUUCCCCAUGACCUUGACGUCGGUGAAGAUCAUUGGUUCGCAAAGCACCAGCUGCCAGGUGGAUGGCGGUAAGAGCUUCACGUUGCAGGGCAGUGGAUCAGUCUAUUCUGCGGAGCUCCCUGAAGUGGCAGCCAAAUCGCAUGUGGUCUGCGACCAGGGGGUGAUGGUCUUUGGACUGGAUCCAGGUCUGAAGGACACCGUGCAGCUGGUUACGGCGCCGGCGGGGCGUAAGGCAGCCUACACCAAGUUCGGCAGUGGUGUUUGUGACGGCAACGAGAAGUUCAACAAGUUCACGUUGGAGGCCUACAGCGCGUUGCUGAUGCGUUGCUGUGAUCACAGCCAAAAUCGAAAUUGGGUGAGGUUUCAGAGUUCUUACCAUGGCAUCUUUGUGAAAUAUGAGCAUUGCAUAGCAAUGACACUGUCUCUUGGUACGCCACGGCCCCAUGCUCGGGUGAUCAUCCAUAGAGUGCCCCGUUUGGUUCCCCAAAAGCACCACCACGCCAUGGACGUUGUCGACUUCGGCAGCCCUUUGCUGCUCUGGGAGCCCAGUGCCCCCGACGCAUGCGGUGGCAGCUGGCGCUUCGAAGACGACCGCGAGGGUCGAAGAGUGCUGUCGGUGCGGCCGGCGCCGCAGCGGGAUUUUUGGAGUAAGACUUUCUACCAGCCCUUGCUGGUGAAACAUGAUGGCCAGGUCUUGGUAUGCCCGGUCUCCGCGAGUGAAGCCACCCUUUCAUUGGCCUUCACCUUGACGCCCAAAGCGCAAUUCGAUCAAGCUGGGGCCAUGGUUCUGGUGGACGAGAACACCUGGGUCAAGGCCGGCAUCGAAUACUGCGACGCUGUGCCGCGGCUCUCCUGCGUGGUGACCAACGAGGGCUUCUCGGAUUGGAGCACUCAGUCGUGGAAAGAAUGGGAUGGCAACUGCACCUCUCUUCGUUUGAGGGUUCACAAGGCCGCUGGAGGAGUUUCCGGGAGCCGCCCAGGGCCCUGCGCUGGUGGUCGAGGCGGCUCCUUAUCGUCCUGGAGACCAAGCGGAGUCGGAAGGGGACUUCACCUUCAUUCGCAUUGCGAGCCUUCGCACGGAGAAACCCUGGAAGAUGGGCAUCUUUUGCUUCGCACCCAUGGAACAGCAGGGCUGUGAGGCCACGUUCCACUACCUGAAGCUGGGGCCCAAAGUGGCCUCCAGCCACGAUGCCGAUGCCUCGAAGAUGACCAGCUGAAAGCUACUCCCAGAUGUCAAAAAGCAG